Sardina pilchardus (European sardine) is the source of this 2245-nucleotide messenger RNA. It is a transcript of the gene isl1a, whose product is annotated as ISL LIM homeobox 1a. Gene Ontology annotation, cellular component: nucleus. The record is from RefSeq and is a predicted model, not a curated record. Gene Ontology annotation, molecular function: DNA-binding transcription factor activity, RNA polymerase II-specific; cis-regulatory region sequence-specific DNA binding. The transcript has 6 exons. The coding region runs from base 101 to 1171 and encodes 356 amino acids. Gene Ontology annotation, biological process: positive regulation of transcription by RNA polymerase II; axonogenesis; neuron fate specification. Lineage: Eukaryota; Metazoa; Chordata; Actinopteri; Clupeiformes; Clupeidae.
UUCACCGGACUCUCACCCACAAUUCCGACUAAAACACCCGGUUACUAAGUGCUCCCACCUCGAUUUGAAAGUGGACCUAACACCGCCUUACUUUCUUGACAUGGGAGACAUGGGGGAUCCGCCGAAAAAAAAACGAUUAAUUUCAUUGUGCGUUGGAUGUGGGAAUCAAAUUCACGACCAAUACAUUUUGCGAGUAUCCCCCGACCUGGAAUGGCAUGCAGCAUGUUUGAAGUGCGCUGAAUGCAACCAGUAUUUGGAUGAGUCUUGCACUUGCUUCGUCAGAGAUGGGAAAACAUACUGUAAAAGGGACUAUAUCAGAUUAUAUGGAAUAAAAUGCGCAAAAUGCAACAUCGGCUUCAGCAAGAACGACUUUGUCAUGAGAGCACGCUCGAAGGUGUAUCAUAUUGAGUGUUUCCGAUGUGUGGCCUGCAGCCGGCAGCUCAUCCCCGGGGACGAGUUUGCUCUUAGGGAGGAUGGCCUGUUUUGCCGGGCCGAUCACGACGUGGUGGAACGAGCCACCCUGGGCGCUGGAGACCCCCUAAGCCCAUUGCAUCCGGCAAGACCCUUACAAAUGGCAGCAGAGCCCAUUUCUGCCAGACAACCAGCGCUUCGGCCCCACGUCCACAAACAGCCGGAGAAGACAACGCGCGUCCGAACAGUGCUAAACGAGAAGCAGCUUCACACGCUGCGGACCUGCUACAACGCCAACCCCAGGCCCGAUGCACUAAUGAAGGAACAGUUGGUGGAGAUGACAGGCCUCAGCCCCCGGGUCAUCCGAGUAUGGUUUCAAAACAAGCGAUGCAAGGACAAAAAGAGGAGCAUCCUUAUGAAACAGCUCCAACAGCAAGCUCCCAAUGACAAAACGUUUAUCUGGGACUAUAUGCAGAAUAUCCAGGGGAUGACGGGGACUCCCAUGGUGGCCACCAGUCCAGAGAGACAUGAUGGAGGUUUACAGGCAAACCAGGUGGAGGUGCAAAGUUACCAGGCGCCUUGGAAAGUCCUCAGUGACUUCGCGCUGCAGAGUGAAAUCGACCAGCCAGCAUUUCAGCAACUGGUAAAUUUCUCGGAAGGAGGACCAGGCUCGAACUCGACAGGGAGCGAGGUGGCCUCCAUGUCCUCACAGCUGCCUGACACUCCCAACAGUAUGGUGGCGAGUCCCAUAGAGGCCUAGGACACAUGGAUGCGCUCCUCUUUCUAACACUUCGCGAAGUCGAGGAGGGACUUGUCCAUCUGAGGAGUGAACAUCAUCCGCCACGACCAUCCUCAAGAACUGCGACCAGGCCGCUUUGUAUGAACAACCCAACCGGUUGCAUUAAUACACUGUGAAGACAAUCAUGGGAUUUAAGGCGCUCGGAUCCACGAGACAAGAGAGACACGAGUGCACCUGCCGAGCGUUGCAAAAAUACUGUGUGAGAUGAUUUAGCGUUCAGAAGAUUCACCUGGUAAACAGAAUUACUGGUGUGUACCAGAUGCAAGAUUAAAGUCGUACCGUCCUUGCGCUUCAAGCAGCAUGGGAAGUUCCACUACAUCACCUCCCUGGUGCGGAGGGUUGUUGAUUGGAACAGAGGUUUACGACAGGUUUGCCAAAAAAUACCUACACUAUAUCAUUUUUUUUUACUAUGGGUGGAUCUCUGUGACAUACUGCGAAAGACGAUUUUUUUCACACCCAUGUGUAGGCCGAUGCAGCUAACGCGGCUGCACGUGCCUACAACAUCACCACCAAGAGACUGUUGGUUCUACUCUAUUGCAGCUUGGAGCGAGACAAGGCCGCAAUUAGCCUAUGGCAUUUGGAAGGAUAGGCAGAGAGGUCUACAGCUUUCCCCAGAUUUGUUUUGUUUAAUAUUUUUGGUUACAUGGUCUCAUUUGAAGCCCAAGUACUAAAGCAUUGCAACAAGGUAUACCUCUAUUUUGCCACGAGCUUGGUGGGAAUUUUAUGUGUUUGUGUCCGUCCAAGAACAUUUUUUUCUUUCCCAAAGAUGUGUAUAGUCAUAAGUUAUAACCAUUGAUUAGCCCUGGAAAAUGGUUACUUUUUGUUUGUUCCUGUAUUACAAAAUAAUAAUGAUAAUAAUUUAUUAUUUAUUGUCGGAAGACCUGCCACUUUUUGUGUACCUUUCUUUGCUGAAGUAAAAAGGAGUAAAACAGAUUAUGCUAUUGUGGACUCUGAAUUGUCAGUCAGACUUGAUGUGUCCUGUCGUUUGAUUACAUGAUGUAAAAUAACGCCAUAUGUAGAACUAUAUCAGGAAAA